Strongylocentrotus purpuratus (purple sea urchin) is the source of this 824-nucleotide messenger RNA. RefSeq lists its product as uncharacterized. The record is from RefSeq and is a predicted model, not a curated record. The coding region runs from base 1 to 738 and encodes 245 amino acids. The transcript is spliced from 5 exons. NCBI's taxonomy places the organism in Eukaryota, Metazoa, Echinodermata, Echinoidea, Camarodonta, Strongylocentrotidae.
AUGGCGUCUUUCGUCAACCCAAGCGAUAGCUACACGGCUAAUACCACUGUGUCCGUUACGUGUGACAAUGGCAAUGACCAAGUUGAGUGGAUUUGUAACGCUUUUACAGGAAACUGGGACGAAGAGCCAAUCGACUGCUCCGAUCAGUCUUCAGGAGUCACAUGUACUCUCCCGAACCCCCCGCUGAUGGCAUCUUUCGUCAACCCCAGCGAUAGCUACACGGCUAGUACAACUGUGACUGUUACGUGUGACAAUGGCAAUGACCAAGCUGAGUGGAUUUGUAACGCUUUUACAGGAAACUGGGACGAAGAGCCAAUCGACUGCUCCGAUCAGUCUUCAGGAGUCACAUGUACUCUCCCGAACCCCCCGCUGAUGGCGUCUUUCGUCAACCCCAGCGAUAGCUACACGGCUAGUACAACUGUGACUGUUACGUGUGACAAUGGCAAUGACCAAGCUGAGUGGAUUUGUAACGCUUUUACAGGAAACUGGGACGAAGAGCCAAUCGACUGCUCCGAUCAGUCUUCAGAUCAACCUAUAGCAAUAUACGCGGGAAUUGGCGGUGGAGUAUCGCUCUUAGUGCUGCUGUUGUGUAUAUGUGCAUGUGUCUACUGGACGAAACGCAAACCGCAAAGACCUUCUGUCGCCACCCCCGUUCGGUCUGCCGCCCCACCUCUGACUGCUGUUUACACUGCAGGAGCCCAGCCUGGCGUAGUCACAAUGCCUGCUCAGGCUCGUUGAUGAUCUUACUCGAGCUGAGGAGCAAGGAUUUUACUUUCUAGUAGUGAACUGUGUACAUGUAUUUAUAAUCAUAUUCCCCUUUUUUU